Mesocricetus auratus (golden hamster) is the source of this 1826-nucleotide messenger RNA. It is a transcript of the gene Tmem165, whose product is annotated as transmembrane protein 165. Gene Ontology annotation, biological process: calcium ion transmembrane transport; Golgi calcium ion homeostasis; Golgi calcium ion transport. The coding region runs from base 168 to 1133 and encodes 321 amino acids. The transcript is spliced from 6 exons. Gene Ontology annotation, molecular function: manganese ion transmembrane transporter activity; calcium ion transmembrane transporter activity. Lineage: Eukaryota; Metazoa; Chordata; Mammalia; Rodentia; Cricetidae. Gene Ontology annotation, cellular component: Golgi apparatus. The record is from RefSeq and is a predicted model, not a curated record.
GGAGCGCCCGCGGCUAGUCUGUCCGGGUCGCCGCGUCCCGCGUGGUGCAGGCUGCCCGCUGAGCGGCGGCGGGACCUGACGGACGCGCCUCCCGGCACGCCCGGCUCGACACUUCCCUUUGCCCGCACUUCCUCCUGCCGCAGCGCAGUGCCGGCUGGGCGGGCGGGAUGGCGGCCCGGGGGAGCUGCCGGGCGCCGACGCGACGGCUGCUGGUGCUCCUGCUGCUUCCGCUGCUGUGGGCCCCGGCCGGGGUCCACGCCGGCCCCGACGAAGACCUGAGCCAUCGGAACCAGGAGCCGCCGGCGCCCGCCCAGCAGCUGCAGCCGCAGCCCGCGGCAGUGCAGGGCCUCGAGCCGGCCCGGGCCGAGAAAGGACUUACGCCAGCCGCCCCUGUUCAUAGCAACAGAGAAGAUGCAGCUACCCAGACGAAUUUGGGAUUUAUCCAUGCAUUUGUCGCUGCCAUAUCAGUCAUCAUAGUGUCUGAACUCGGUGACAAGACAUUUUUCAUAGCGGCCAUCAUGGCAAUGCGUUAUAACCGACUGACUGUGCUGGCUGGUGCCAUGCUUGCCUUGGCCUUGAUGACAUGCUUGUCAGUUUUGUUUGGCUAUGCCACAACAGUCAUCCCCAGGGUAUAUACCUACUAUGUUUCGACUGCACUCUUCGCCAUUUUUGGCAUUCGAAUGCUUCGGGAAGGUUUGAAGAUGAGCCCAGAUGAGGGUCAGGAGGAGCUGGAAGAAGUUCAAGCAGAGUUAAAGAAGAAGGAUGAAGAAUUCCAACGAACCAAACUCUUAAAUGGACCAGAUAUUGAAACUGGUACAAGCACAACGAUACCUCAGAAGAAAUGGUUGCAUUUUAUUUCACCCAUUUUUGUUCAAGCUCUCACAUUAACCUUCUUGGCAGAGUGGGGAGACCGCUCGCAACUCACUACUAUUGUUCUGGCAGCUAGAGAGGAUCCCUAUGGUGUAGCAGUGGGUGGAACAGUGGGACAUUGCUUAUGCACUGGAUUGGCAGUAAUUGGAGGAAGGAUGAUAGCACAAAAAAUAUCUGUUAGAACAGUGACAAUCAUAGGAGGCAUCGUGUUUUUGGCGUUUGCAUUUUCUGCACUAUUUAUAAGUCCAGAUUCUGGUUUUUAAAAAGCCAUACAUCUGUAUUCAGCUUAAGAUAUGCAACUUUCUGUACAUAGUGUACAUUACAACUAAAAGUAAUGGAAAAUACUGUAUUUUGUAGUAUUAAUUUGUAAGUUUGACCCAUUUAAUGAAGUAUUAUGUCCAAAACAGAUAAUCAUUGAUUCUAUUUGUAAAAAAUUUUAAAAGGAAGUCUGACUUACAAGUAUGGGUUUUUCUCUAGCCUAAUUAUGUUAGCACUUCGGCCCCUACUUUGACAUGUGUUAAUUCAUUGCAGCGGGACUGACUGCUUGAAUCUUCUUGCAGCAUGACCCUUUUAUAAAUACAUUUUCCCCUUGGCCACUAGGGUGUUUAUAUGUAUAUCUUAAACAUUUCCUUGGGAAAAAGAAUUAUUUCUACUUUUGAAACCAUAUUCCUGAGCCAGUAAUCAGUAGUUUUAUCUUGUCUUUUGGGAAUUAGGAUUAAAGAGAGAAAUAAGGUUUUACUGUUGUGUCAAUAACAUGCCAUUAAGAGUUGUUGGCUAGGUCCGUUCUCCCUUUUAUUUUUUUUUAAUUGGGUAGGACACCCAAUAUAAAAAUAGUCAAUAUUUGACAACACGGACUUACCAAAUUAAAAGAGAAUACUAUGAAUGUAUUCCUAUUUUUUCUAUAUUGAAUAAACAAUGUAACAGAUACAAUGUAAAUAAAAGUGGUAUGACUAGUA